Messenger RNA from Formica exsecta, 2191 nucleotides. RefSeq lists its product as uncharacterized. The coding region runs from base 347 to 1663 and encodes 438 amino acids. The record is from RefSeq and is a predicted model, not a curated record. The transcript has 2 exons. Lineage: Eukaryota; Metazoa; Arthropoda; Insecta; Hymenoptera; Formicidae.
UCUCUCUCUCUCUCUCUCUCUCUCUCUCUCUCUCUCUCUGCAGUGGAGAAGACGUGUCAAACAUCGCUCCGCAAAAGUAAUAACUUUUAAACGGUUAAAUAGUUACGGGGAGUGAUAGAAAGUUAUUCAAGUCAUAGCGGCAUAGACCGGCAUUAGCCAUGAGUGUUAUCUAGCCGGGAUAUGCUGAUUUGUGGGCGUGAGAAGUGCAUUUCCUGUCUGGGACACCAAAGUCUCACACGACAGGUAGACAUUAAAGGUGGACACAAAAGUGCUGACGUGUGACAGUGGAACAGAGGUGACUGAUCGCUUACGCUGAUAUUAGCGGUUUCGGCCGAUAAUUAUCGGCAUGGACGAUGAAUAUGCUGAAUAUCGAUGCUCGGCAUGUAAAAAGACAAUAAAAAAUCAGGUGGUGACAUGCAAGUCUUGCUAUCAGGUGAAUUGUAUUAAGCUGUUUUACCAUCCAGGAUGUGUAAGCAAGCAUAGGAUUUACGAUAAAAAUCAAGAAUUGGUACCGUGUUCUGGCCCAUUUGACAGAUUUACAAUUGAAAGUGAAGCAGAUAUGAAGAAGGCAUCGGCAGUGGCCGGGGGCGGCAGGGACAGGCUAGGAUCUACAGGAUCUAUAGGUUCGUUUACGACGCCAAGUAGUGGAAAUAGAUUAUCAGGAGCGAGUGGAUCAUCGACUAUUGACGUAAAAAUAGAUUGGCUUAUAAAAAUAGUGAAGGAAAUAAAAGAUGAAACAGCAUGUAAGAAGGAAAUUAAAAUGAUGGUCAAGGAAAUAGUUCGAGAAGAAUUGGGAAAUGUUAAGCAGGAACUGCUAGAAGAGUUGAAAAGAAUGAUACAGGGAGAAGUAUGUGGAGAGAAAAAGAAAGAGAAUGUUAUAAUUAUCAAACCCAAGAUUCAACAAGAGAGUGAAGUUACAAAAAAAUUGAUAAAAGAAAAGGUAGAUAUCAAAAACAUGGCGAUGGGAAUAACGAAGCUAAAAAAAGGAAGCAAGGGGACAGUGAUCAUGGGUUGUGAAACUGGAGAAGAAAUGAAAACGUUGAAAGCUACAGUGCAGGACAAACUAGGAGAAAAUUUCAAAGUUACGGAAUCACCGCAGAUGAAGCCAAAAAUAAAAAUUAUCAAUGUCAGCGAAGAAGAAAUGAGAUUGGAUGAUGAUGACUUAAUAACUACAAUCAAGAAGCAGAAUAGAAUUGAUGCAAUAAAUGAUGGAUUCCAAAUGCGAAUAGUGAAGAAAAUAGUUAAAGAAAAAAGAAAUGAUAAUAAUCAACUUAGAAGAAGAGAAAAAGAAGAAGGUUCGAUAAUAAUUGAAGUAGAUGAAGAAACGCAUGAAUUGAUGUUGAAAAAGGAGAAACUAAAUGUAGGAUGGAGAAAAUGUCCUAUAUUCAAUCACAUUAAUGUUAAAAGAUGCUUUAAAUGCUGGGGAUACUAUCAUAUUGCAAAAAAUUGUACGCGAGAUGAAACAUGCCACAAAUGUGCGGGAAAUCAUAAAGCGAUUGAAUGUACGGCAACAAAGAAAAAAUGUGUAAAUUGUAUGUUUAAAAUUCGAACAUACAACCUGAAGAUAAGUGAUGAACACGACGCCCUUAGCCCAGAAUGUCCAACAUUUAAAAGGGCGAUACAAGAGGAGAAGAGGAGAGCCGGCUGGGAAGAUGCGAAAUAGCAACUACAGAAGGAAGCGGAAAUAAUAUUGUAUACAAACGCGCAAAGUUUGAUGGCGCAUAAAGAUGAGAUACAACAUCAGAUUAUGAAGAAAAUAAAUCCGGCAUUCAUAGCGUUAUCAGAGACAAGAUUGACUGCUGAAAUUGAAGACAGUGAAGUGAACGUACCAGGUUAUAGCAUAAUUAUAUGCGAUGCUGAAAAUAGAAAUACAGGAGGGGUUGUUUUAUAUAUAAGGGAUGAUGUUAAAUAUGAAAUAGUAUUAGUAAAAAAAAUUAGAAUCGAAUUGUUGGUGUGCUGCGAUUGAGGUGAAAGAAAAAUUGUAUAGAGGAAUAAUAAUGGUAAUAUAUCAUUCACCGAGUGCAUCGCAUGGUGAUUUCGUGAGAUUUCUGGAGGAUAUAAUAGAAGAGUUAAUAAUACGGGGAGAAUGUAUGAUAAUAGGAGACUUUAAUAUAGAUAUUAUGUUAGAUUCGUUUUAUACAAGGAAGUUACAAACGACAAUGUUGAGCUUAGGCAUGAAACAAUAUGUAAA